This is a messenger RNA of Epinephelus moara (kelp grouper), 993 nucleotides long. RefSeq names its product saxitoxin and tetrodotoxin-binding protein 1-like. The transcript has 6 exons. The coding region runs from base 154 to 795 and encodes 213 amino acids. Lineage: Eukaryota; Metazoa; Chordata; Actinopteri; Perciformes; Serranidae. The record is from RefSeq and is a predicted model, not a curated record.
GGACGGCUGCCACUUCUCUUAAAAGCACACAGAAACACUUUGUUGUCGUCCUUCAGACUUCAGAGGCCUUUAAAAGAGACAGCAGUCUCUGAUCUCACCUCACAACUGUUUCCUCAACUUCCCAACAAACCCAGCAGGUACUGUUGAUCCAGGAUGUCUGUUCUGCCCAGGGCAUUUCUGCUGGUCAUGGUGGUGCUGAGCGCCAGCGCAGCACCUGUGGCUGAAAACUGCAGUCUGCCGGAGAAGGUGAAGCGCCAGGAGCUGCACAAGGUAUUGGAGGUGCGUUGGGUUCUGGUUGAGGCAUUCUCAGAUUACCCAGCAGGGGUGGAGCUCCUGACGAACGCCACAAGCUCCCUGCUGGAGUUGAGAGACGCUAACGAAACCAUCAGGUUCAUCGAGAGAAACAAAGCUUUUGGAAAGUGUUUGAUCUUCCGUGGCAACAUGUCGCUUCCUGACCCCGAGACGUCCAACCACACCCUCCACCUGAAAAGUGCCACCCAAGAUUUCGAUGGUCAGGUGUCUCCAUACGAUGACCAGGGCCGAGCUGAUAUCUACCAGGGCUGUCCUGACUGUGUGCUCAUCAUCUACAGCGGAGUCUUUGAGGGAACACCAGGGAAGAUGCUACUCAUUUACAGGAGGGAAGGGAAACACCUGGACGCCAAGGAGCUGAAAGACGCUCAGAGUGUCCACAGGAAGGUGGCAGAGUGUCUGAAAUUCAACAUGUCAUCACAGUUCACCUAUGACGGGAAGGCAGGGUUUUGUCUCGAAAGGAUGGAAGAAGAGAAAGAAGCCUGAGACAGACACACGAUGAAAGACUGAAACUGAGAUGUUAAUGAUGGCAGAAUAUAUACAAACAGCUGAUAUCAGGAGUGUAUUUUUAUCGUUGUCAGAAAACACUAAGCUCUGAAUUUCUCAUUCUGGUUUUGAGAGACAAACAUGUUUAUUAAUCAGCUCACAAAAUGUUUCAUUAAAAUACAAACAGUAAACUUUGAA